GGGGGAGGGUGUAGUUGAACUGUUUCGCUUUUGCCCCGCCUACUGCUGAAAGAUUCUCCCUCUUUCAGGUCAAAGAAGUGAAAGCAAAAGCAGCAAACAAUUGAGGUGGUGACAUGGAGGAUGCAAAAGGAGAUGCUGCCAUGGCCUGGCCCCCAGCUGCCUCACGCACCAUAUUCCCCUGCCGCCGAUUCGCGCCCGGGCGUAUCCAUACAUAUACCGCCGGAGGUGGAGACGGAGCCGGAAUAUCUCCCCAGGCGGUGGAGUCCAAGGAAAGGAACCCACCACCCGGCCGGCCGCCCGCCCAGCCGCCUAUAAGAACCGGCCCGCAGCGGAACCGAUCGCUUGCCGCCGUUGCUGUCGCCGCGGUAGAAGCAGCCGCCGUCGUCUCCUGCGACUCCGGCCGCCGCGGCUUCUCAUGCUGGCCACGCCGCCGCCGACGCUGCGACUGCGAUACGAAGCGCCGCGGUGGUGGGCACGCUGGAAAUGGCAUCGUCGUGUGGUGGCGGCCAGCAGCAGCAGGGCGGCGAGGCCAGGGCGCGGCUCAGGUGGACGCGCCAGCUGCACGACCGCUUCGUGCUCGCCGUGGCCCAGCUCGGCGGCGCCGACAGGGCGACGCCCAAGUCCGUCCUGAGGGCCAUGGCCGUGCCGGGGCUCACGCUCUACCACCUCAAGAGCCACCUCCAGAAGUACCGGCUGGCGGUGAGCCGAGGCUUCAUCACCACGCCCCCCGGCGAAGGCUCCAACGACCCGUGGUCAUCCUCCUCGGAGGGCCAGCCGGACGAGUACGACGAGGACGCGGCCGCCGAGUGGCGUGGUGCAUUUGCCGCCGCCGACGGUGGCGCCGCCGGCACUAAAGAAGCUCCCUGCGAUUCUCCCAGGAGCAUGGCGCGGAUGCAGAGGGAGGUGCAGAGGAAGCUCCAGGAGCAGGUCGAGGUCCAGCGGCACCUGCAGCUGAGGAUCGAGGCGCAGGGGAGGUACCUGCAGUCGGUGCUGCGCCGGGCGGAGGAAGUCCUCGCCGACCACAGCCUCGGCUCGCCGGCAGCCAUGGCGGAGCUCUCGGAGCUGGCCUCAGCGGUGGAGUCCGGGUGCCUGUCCUCCUCCUCCUCGCCCUCGCCGUCCCCGCCGCGCCGCCGCUCCGCCGACAGCUGCAUCACGUCCUCCUCCUCGGAGGCCGAGAGCCAGGCCGGCACGGGGUCCAAGAGGCCGUGCACGUGCGCCGCCGAGCAGCCGGUGCAGGGCAAGAGGACCUUCCUGCAGAGCCACGAGGCAGGGGAAGCAGACGCAGACGCAGAAGCAGAGGACGGCAGCUCACCAGAGAUCGAUCUCAACAGGUAGGGGAAGAACAGAAGACGAUCGCGAUCAUAAGCAUCUCUGCUGCAUGUGCGGAGCAUCGGGAACAGGGGAUGAUUGGUGGUGCGGCCUCCAAGGUUGGGACCAGGCUUUUCAGCAAUGUCUGAUGCUGCUGCAACGGCUGGUGAUGCUACACUGCAAGCCUGCAGCAACCACACUGCUCUUCAUUCCAUAAUAUGAUACAUCUAUAUUUUUCAUUUAUGCAUAUGGUUCUUGUGUUUCAUGUACCUCUGUAAAAAAAAGAAAAACCUCCGACUGGAACUAGAGGCAGGCCCAGCUGCAGGUGAGGCACAUGCAGCAUGCUUGAGGUGCAAUGCAAGGAUGCAUGUAUAGUUAUAGAACUGUGGUAGCUAGUACUCCAUCAUAUGCCAUCAGUAAGAUUGAUGCCUUAACAGGGCAAUGGGAUGGGAGCUGGAAAUGGUUUGGAAUGUAAGCUAAGAUUAAAAGUUCAAACCUGGGUUCAGUGCACAAUAACAAGUUCAGUUACAGAA
This is a messenger RNA of Panicum hallii, 1841 nucleotides long. RefSeq names its product myb family transcription factor PHL8-like. Lineage: Eukaryota; Viridiplantae; Streptophyta; Magnoliopsida; Poales; Poaceae. Bases 484 to 1335 code for a protein of 283 amino acids. Gene Ontology annotation, molecular function: DNA-binding transcription factor activity; DNA binding. The transcript is spliced from 4 exons. The record is from RefSeq and is a predicted model, not a curated record.